Messenger RNA from Metarhizium acridum CQMa 102, 1410 nucleotides. RefSeq lists its product as uncharacterized. Gene Ontology annotation, molecular function: aminoacyltransferase activity. Gene Ontology annotation, biological process: phospholipid homeostasis. The record is from RefSeq and is a predicted model, not a curated record. NCBI's taxonomy places the organism in Eukaryota, Fungi, Ascomycota, Sordariomycetes, Hypocreales, Clavicipitaceae.
AUGGACAGAUACGUCUUGCGCAGGCCCCGGACCCAUGCGUCGGCAACGGAAGCAAAUGCUCCUUGUUGUCAGAGACUUUUCACAAAACCUAACAAUCACACCCCUCUCAUUCACCGCAUAGCCAAAUCAUACGAGUUGGAAUUUCCCUCCCACCAGAAAACCACGGACCACAUUGGAGAUGCAACACGAAGCAAAUCAAGAUGGCAAGCUCUAGGCGGCGGCAACGAGAAUCACUCGUUUGGCGGUACCUUGGUUGCCACAACCGUGAACCGCAUCCCUGAUGAGACGUAUGACGAAUACAGUCGAACCUUUCACAUGGUCUUGCUUGACCCCAGCUAUCAAGUGUACACUAGUCCCACAGGACAUGGUUCGGUGAUGUACAAGAUUGAGAACGAAACAAUGGUCGUUGUUGGCGAUCCAAUGUGCGGCAAGGAUGACCUUGGCUCUCUCCUGGAGGAGAUUGAAAAAUUCCGAAACUUGCGACAUCCAACCAAACUGAAGCUGGCGUUUAUGGGUGUCGGCCAGUCUUUUAUACAAUACGCCGACACCAAGGGCUGGGACUACAUUGAGUUUGGCAGCGAACGAGUGGUCAACCCCAUGCGCAAUGCCGUGUUAGAGAACCAAGCUGGGAAGCGCAUGUUGACGCAAUGCCAGCAUCUUCUAGAUCCAAAGCAGGGGCUAAAGAUGGGCUUCUACGCACCGAGUAUUUCCGGCAUCAACUCACAUCUGGAACAGCAACUGGAGCAGCUAUACGACGACUGGCGGGAUGCAAAGGGGGCUAAAAAAUCCGGAGAUGCCCAAGCAUUUAUAACCGCGUAUGACAUCUUUUCGUACCGAAGAAAAACGGCGUUUCUCUACAUAUCAGACUCCGAGGGCGAAAUUGCCGGAAUGGCAAUGCUGCGUCAGCUGGGAGCCGAGUCUGGAUUCUACGUGGACCCGUGUAUUGCUUCGGGGUCUGCUCCCAAAGGAGUCACUGAACUCCUCAUGGUGUCCGGCAUGAGACUGCUGCGACGUGCCGAAAUACCAUAUCUCAGCUUGGGCGUGGAACCCUUUGCUGAUCUGGCAACAAGAGGGUUCCUCGCCCGAGCAGCGCGCUCCUUGUACAAGAUAUUCACAGACCGCGCGUCUGUUACUGGCAAGAAGGCGUACAACGACAAGUUUCGCCCCGACCCUGUUCUCGAGUCAAGCCUUUACGUCGUCUUUCCCAAGGGCAAGAAAAAGGCUCUCUUGCCUAAUUUUCCCAUUCGAGAGGCCUGGGCAAUAAUGCAAGUUGCACACAUUCAAGCAGAUGAUGGUUUGAAAAAGCCAGCAUGCCCCCAACACCCGCAUAUCCCGGCCGCAAACGAUCUGGCUCAUGAAGAAAGGGAAGGGGUUCCUCGUAGGUUUUGGGACAAAGCGCUAGUAGUAUAA